AUGAUGCUUUUUCGUCGAGUUUCGUCUAAAACACUUGAGCCUCUACAAAGAAGUAGGUUCUUUGGCAGCAAUAGCAGUUACGAUUUUCCGAAAGCUAUUCAAGAGAUCAAUAAGGACAUGGAAUCUGUAUUUGGUGAACCUCCAAAAUCUAGUCUUGCUGGUUCAAUAGACAACCGAAGUAUGGCUCAAGACUCAGAGUCUGCACCAACUCAUGUGGCACUAAGUUUUUCGUCGUUUGGCUUGACUCAUACUGAUAGUAGUGGUGAAGCCCAAAUGUUAGAUAUCUCUCCCAAAGAGAUAACGAAGAGAGUGGCCAUUGCAACGAAAAUUGCUGGAAUUUGUGGUGCGAAACAAACGAGCAACCUUAUCCCACUAUGCCACAAUAUCAAUUUGUCACACGUUGCUUUAAAUAUAACACUGAAUCCUCGGGACCUUUGCGUGGGAAUAGAAAGUGAAGCUGCUUCCAAUGGCAAAACCGGUGUGGAGAUGGAAGCCUUGACAGCAGUGACAAUUGCUGGUCUAACAAUAUAUGAUAUGUGCAAGGCUGCUUCAAAAGAUAUCUUCAUUACAGAUGUACGGCUUGAAAGCAAAAGUGGGAUUGGUCGAGGAAGAAAUGAAUUUCCAUAG
Messenger RNA from Fraxinus pennsylvanica, 627 nucleotides. Lineage: Eukaryota; Viridiplantae; Streptophyta; Magnoliopsida; Lamiales; Oleaceae. The record is from the annotation of a GenBank genome assembly.